Molecule: messenger RNA, 1788 nt
Organism: Hydatigera taeniaeformis
Lineage: Eukaryota; Metazoa; Platyhelminthes; Cestoda; Cyclophyllidea; Taeniidae
Source: the annotation of a GenBank genome assembly
UUGAAGUACCUCUCGAAGUUUCCCUCCCUAUUUCCAGACGCCUAUACACCACCUGACGAAGCCAUCUACCGGAGCAAUGCAAAUCUUUCUACAAGUGGUCUCGGCGAUGCUCCCUCAACCAAGCUUUCUCAUCCCCACCCAAGUUUUUUCGACACCUCGGAGCUCCUCGAAACAACUCCUGUCCCCAGACCAGAGACGCCGAUCAGUUGUCAGCACCAUCAUCACCACCCGCCCGCUCCAGUUUCCCCACCAACUCCCUCACCUGUGCCGCUGCAAACGACUGCGACGCCGUCGAUAAUGAUGAUGCCACAGUGUCAUCCGCAACAGUCCAUUAUAUGUAGUGGUAUGGAUAAGAGAAUGCCCCCUGAGGCUAUCCAUGAUUCAAGUAAUCUCGAAUGGAGGAAUGCUGUUCAAAGACAUCCCCAUGUUAACGGUCCUGACAAUGUCAAUAGCUCAGUGUUACCGGACAUGCAGCAGGCUCCAGCACCACCGUCGCUGCAGUCGUUGCCACCCGGACGACCAACAAUGUCCACUCAACAGUCACACAAUAAUCCGGCCUAUCAGCAACAUCAUUCGUCACCGCUUCCAACACCUUUGCAUCACCAUCAACAACAACCUCCACCUCCACCACCCUCAAUCCAAUCAAACCCACCUCCACCAUUGCCACAGCCACCACCUCCACCGCCACCACCACCGCCGCAGCCACUGCAGUCAUCGAAUUCAGCGUCAGUUCCGCCCGAUCUAAAUAUAAACCAGGGAAGUGGAGGUAGUGGAAAUGGAGGAAAUGUUCACGGUCCCCUGGGCACACCACCUCCAUCUAGUGGCAGUAGCGGGCCUUCAGAACCGACUACAGUGGUAACCUUUUUUGUGUGUGAGGUCUGCGCUUCCCGAUAUCGUUCGACUGCGGGCCUGCGGUAUCACUACCAUAGUCAACAUGCGGGGUACACACCGAGGAACCCGAUUUCGGCUUCUGCCUCGAGGAUAAGCAUACCCACUUCAGAAUAUAACAGAUUUGCUCCGAAUACGGGACCGCGAGGGGGUCGCAAUGGGAGGAAUAAGCGUAGUAGAAGCAAUUACCCAAGUUACCGCAGUGGAGGGACGAACAAGGGCCGGGGAAUGUCGGCGGCAAACCAACAGAUUGUGAAUCAAAGGAAUGCGUCUCAGACAUCGGGAGAUGGAAGCGAGUCCGACCCUUACCAUAUGCCCUCCGCCAACACCCCUGAGGAGCCACAUCCGCGCAGUGUCUACUCCAGUAGUAGUGAGCCCCAGCAAACGGAAUCCUCCCUGAGUUCCGUUAAUUCCAGCUCCUAUAUUUCGCCAAUCAAGCUUAAGCCAUCGAAUGAUGUGGAAUACUCUUCCUCGAGCUCACGAGGAAAGCCCUAUUCUGGAUACCCUCCUCCUCCCCCACCGCCUCCUCCGGCUUCUUCCGGCCACCAACCUCCUCCACCACCCUAUGAUCAGCACCCAUACUACGGCGCACCCUCAGCCCUUGCUUCCAUGGACCAUAUGGCCUCGUCGCUUCUUCGCCAACAGCAACACCAGCAGCAUCAACAGCAACCACUCCAUAGCCUCCUCGCUCAGCUACAUCCGACAUCAUACAAGCCUUAUGGUGAUGCUUCCUGCCAUUACUACGCCUCUCAACAGCGACCAUACAAUAGUGGCAAACCGAGUUUUGUCGAGCUGAAAAACAUGCUGAGACACAGGAGGGUCCAAUACUCCGCUGACGCCUUUACUUGCGGCUACUGUCAAACUCAUGUGGAAGGCGGUGGCGGGAGUGGUGGUGGUGGU